AUGCUGUGUGCAAGAAUAUGUUCUCGUGUGGAACCGCCCCGGCGGCGGCGGAAGCGGCGGUUCCUCGUCAUCGUUUCCGUUGGACGUAUCUUUACUGUCCCUCGGCGGGGUGUCUUCGUCUUUGGCGUCUCCUCCGCUGCUGGAGGGGUCAGCUGUAUCUUCUUUAUUGGCGUUUUCGUCCGGUUUCGGGGUUUUCUUGCGGCCUAAGACACCGCAGAGGAAUGAAACUGCAACAAAUUGAUGCAAGAAAAAAGAAGAAUUCGUGAUCAGAUCAGCAGAUGAAUCGUUCAUUCUCUUUCUUUUAAAAUUUUUGUAGAGUUAUGUAAAGGGAUGAUACAAACAGAUCAUCUAUCCUUGUGACCUAAAGGAUUUCUUUUCCCCAUGGAAACUGGGAACCACCAAGAUCGCAGAGACACGAUUGAAUUUCUUCAAGCAUGAACAUAUGUACCAAAGUGGAGACUACAAACAAAUAUAUUUCUGGGAUUUGCAGCAGCUACUGUUUGUGAGGACGAAAGGCGACGUUCAAAGUUGGGCACCUCUAUUCUAGCUACAGCAUUAAAAUUUGACGCUUCUAUCUGAGAGAAGACAUUUAGUAAAAUUCUGACUUUCUGAGGGGGAACCAGCUAAUUAAUUGAGGUUAAAUGGCGGCAAGCAAUUCGAGCAGCAGUAGUCGAGGCAGCAAAUUCAAUAAAGUCUGUGUCUUCUGUGGAAGCAAUUCGGGCCACCGGAAAGUCUUCAGUGAUGCUGCUAUUAACCUGGGAAAUGAACUGGUGAAUAGGAAGAUAAACUUGGUGUAUGGUGGAGGUAGUAUUGGGCUAAUGGGAUUAAUUUCCCGAAGAGUCUCUGAUGGUGGCUGCCAUGUUCUUGGUGUAAUUCCCAAAGCUCUAGUUCCCAUUGAGAUAUCAGGAGAGAGUGUUGGCGACACCAAAAUUGUGGCGGACAUGCACGAGCGUAAAGCUGUAAUGGCGCGGGAGGCCGAAGCAUUUAUUGCUCUUCCUGGAGGAUACGGGACCAUGGAAGAGCUACUGGAGAUGAUAACGUGGGCACAACUUGGAAUUCAUAGGAAGCCAGUUGGUUUGCUGAAUGUGGAUGGAUACUACGAUUCUUUGCUGAAGCUAUUCGACAAAGGCGUUGAAGAAGGCUUCAUUGAACCUGCUGCUCGCCGCAUAGUUCUUUCAGCUCCCACUGCCAAACAGCUUCUAACAAAGAUGGAGAUGGAGGUAUAUGUUCGUUUCCAUGACAUUGUCGCCCCUGCAGGUUUGGAGAUGGAACUGGAAGAUACAUGAUGGACUGGAUAUUCUUGUUUUUGUCAGCUGGUUUUAACUAAUAAUGUAUAAUACAUAGAUACACGCCCCUGUUCCUGUUGUGAUUAAGUUAUUGUGCAGUGUGUUUGUUUUUUGAGAUAGCACAGAACGUACACUCAGCUGAUUUGCUGUGAUUCAGCACCAUUGAUGUCGGUCCUCUCUCUUGCUUGCUUUAGAAUUGUUGCAAUUUGAUUUCAUGUUGUCAAUUA
This is a messenger RNA of Andrographis paniculata, 1513 nucleotides long. RefSeq names its product cytokinin riboside 5'-monophosphate phosphoribohydrolase LOG8-like. The transcript is spliced from 9 exons. Lineage: Eukaryota; Viridiplantae; Streptophyta; Magnoliopsida; Lamiales; Acanthaceae. The record is from RefSeq and is a predicted model, not a curated record. Gene Ontology annotation, biological process: cytokinin biosynthetic process. Gene Ontology annotation, molecular function: hydrolase activity, hydrolyzing N-glycosyl compounds. The coding region runs from base 642 to 1286 and encodes 214 amino acids. Gene Ontology annotation, cellular component: nucleus; cytosol.